CUAGGCUCAUUCUUGUUUCUCUAUCCUGCUGUGAUUCUUCUUGAUCAUCAUAAAAGAAAAUGCCUGCCAGCCUUUGUGGAACAUGGGAAAUUCUAAACAGCACCAAUCUGGAGGGAUACAUGAUUGCUCUGGGAAUCGGCUUGUACACUCGUAAGAUAGCUCUGAAGCUCAAGCAGCAUAAGGUGAUCGAGAAGGUCAGCGACAAGUAUGUGAUCAAAAGUCUCAGCUCCCUCAGGAACUAUGUGUUCUCCUUCAGAGUGGGUGAGGAGUUUGACGAGUAUACUAAGGGAUUGGAUGAGAGAAACUGCAAGUCUUUGGUGACAUGGAAGGGAAACAGGAUGGUGUGCAUACAGAAGGGUGAGAAGAAAAACAGAGGUUGGGCUCACUGGAUUGAGGAUGAUAAACUACACCUGGAGCUUUAUUGUGAGGACCAAAUCUGCAAACAAGUUUUCAAAAGAGUGGCUUAAAGCAUAACUUUGCAUCUCAAUGAGGAAGAAGUGUAGGUGACACUGUAUAGACCAAGAGCUUGUUCUCUCUGACAUGAUCAUUGUUCAUCAGGAGAGCUGGAACUCAGAGGAUCAGCAAGCUUUUGUAACUAAGGGCAAUGCUGUCAAGGCAAAAGAGAACCCCCAGUCCUGGAGAAGCACAGUGUUUACUGUUCCUUAGCACACCAGAUUGACUAAUAAGCAAUUUGUAGUUCAAUUCACAUUAUUUCUGUUCUCUAUGUCACCACUAGGAGGCGAUAUAACAUUAUAAGUGAGUUACAUUUACAGCAGACACACUUAGGCAGAGUGACUUACAUUUUAUUUCAAUGUAUACUACUAAGCAAUUGAGGGUUAAGGGCCUUUCUCAGGGGCCCAGCAGUGGCAGCUUGGUGGACCUCGGAUUCAAACUCAUGACCUUCUGGUUAUUAAUCAAACACCUUAACCACUAGGCUACCACACCCCAGUUUCUAAUAGUUUGCCUUACUGGUGCUGUAGUUUUCUAUUACAUACAUCUGUCAUUUGUUAUAGUUCGUCCAUCCAUAUUUCAUUUUAAAAUAUUUUGUCAGUUGCUCAACUCAGAUUGGGACAUCUGAGGAUUUAUCUAUCUAAAUGUCACCUACAUUCGUAAUUUUACCUUUUAAAAAGAUACGUGUGUAUGAUAUCAGUGCCAUACA
Molecule: messenger RNA, 1159 nt
Organism: Tachysurus vachellii
Lineage: Eukaryota; Metazoa; Chordata; Actinopteri; Siluriformes; Bagridae
Gene: rbp7a
Product: retinol binding protein 7a, cellular
Exons: 4
Coding region: 60-467 (135 amino acids)
Biological process (GO): fatty acid transport
Cellular component (GO): nucleus; cytosol
Molecular function (GO): fatty acid binding
Source: RefSeq, a predicted model, not a curated record